AUGUCUCAAAAAUUAUCUCCCCGUUGCUAUUUCGAUCUUUCAGCUAAUGGAGAAUCAUUAGGGAGAGUCGUUUUUGAGCUUGAUUCAGCAACAUGCCCAAAAACUUGCGAAAACUUUUUGUCGCUAUGUCGUGGAGACCGCGGUUUCGGCUACAAAGGGUGCCUAUUCUACCGAGUGAUUCCCGGAUUUUGUGCUUGCAGCGGAGAUUUCGAGACACAGAACCAGGACAGAAAAGGCGGUCGAUCGAUCUAUGGGAAGUGGUUUGACGAUGAGAAUUUUGAGAAACCGCAUGAUAAACGAGGUGUUUUAUCGAUGGACAACUUCGGGUGGCCGAACACUAACUCGUCGCGCUUUUUCGUCACUUUUGAUGAGUGUCGAUGGAUGGACGGCUAUCAUGUAGCAUUUGGUGAAGUGGUUUCGGGAUGGGAUACUCUGGAUAAAAUUGAGAAACUAGGAGUCAUCGAGGGAUAUGGGCGCCAAAAAGGGCGCACUUUGAAGGAAAUUCGAAUCGAAAAUUGUGGAGAGCUC
This is a messenger RNA of Mesorhabditis belari, 528 nucleotides long. Lineage: Eukaryota; Metazoa; Nematoda; Chromadorea; Rhabditida; Rhabditidae. The record is from the annotation of a GenBank genome assembly.